UUAGUGAGUUAGGACAAGAUUUUGUUGACAACGACAUGGGUAAAUGUCAUAGGACUCAAUAAAUGUAGUGCCUUACAAGUCUCCCGAUGUCGCUCCUUUGACAAUCCACCGUUUCCGAAACGGUGUCCUUCUCAUUAAGGAUACCAGCAAACUCUUCUCUCACUAGUCCUGAACCACUCAAAAGCAAAAGCAAGGGACCUCUCAAGGGUGUUUCCGUAAUUGUAAAAUAUCUCCUAAAACGAUUACGCCUAGAGAGAGAAAGAGAGAAAGAGAGAAAGAGAAAGAGAAAGAGAAAGAGAAAGAGAAAGAGAGAGAGAGUCAUCAACACCGCAAUUUCACGACGACGGAGAAGAAGAAGAAACUCUCAUCAUCAUCAUCUCUAUGUGUCUAAUGGCGUUAUCAGACGCGGUUCUCGGGAAUCUUGCGACGAUCUAUGUUGCGGUGAUCAUAGCGAUCAAGGUCUACGGAUUAAUCUCCGGCCAGAGCUUCAGCGCAGGAUUCGUCGUCGUCGUCUCGAUUACGACGGUCGGAGUUUUGCUCGCGGUUACUCUCGCCUGGGACGUGUCUCGCAGAGCCGCCGACGCGGUUUCUCGGUACAACCGCGUUGUUGCCGGCGAGGAUCUAAGCCACCGUCACAAUCACGACGGUGGUGGUGGAAUUUGUAAAGGAGGGAUUUGCUGGCACGGCGUUGCGGUUCGGUCGCCGGCUUCUCAGGUUCGGUUUAGGCUUCCGCAACAUAUACCGUACGGAGCUUUCUGAGUACAUAACAUCCUGUGUGUAUAGAUGAUAGACAUAAGGACAAUGUUUCUGUAUAAUAGAUGAUAUUGGUGUGAAAGUUAAAAGAGUUUUGUUUUUUGUAUUUUUCUUCUUUUUUUUUUGAACUGGAGUUUUGUUUUUUGUAUUGAUAUGUUGUAAUGUCUUAUAGCGAUGAUUAUAAAUGUUCUUUGUUAUUGUAAUAUCGAUUUCUGAGCAAUAAAGUUGAGAGUUUUUUUUUU
Messenger RNA from Brassica napus (rape), 995 nucleotides. RefSeq lists its product as uncharacterized. The record is from RefSeq and is a predicted model, not a curated record. The transcript has a single exon. Bases 382 to 759 code for a protein of 125 amino acids. Lineage: Eukaryota; Viridiplantae; Streptophyta; Magnoliopsida; Brassicales; Brassicaceae.